Molecule: messenger RNA, 1794 nt
Organism: Olea europaea var. sylvestris
Lineage: Eukaryota; Viridiplantae; Streptophyta; Magnoliopsida; Lamiales; Oleaceae
Exons: 8
Coding region: 1-1794 (597 amino acids)
Biological process (GO): DNA integration
Molecular function (GO): nucleic acid binding
Source: RefSeq, a predicted model, not a curated record
AUGCGCAGACGUUACUUCAAAGAGCUGGGAACUAGGACUACACAGGCAAUGCCAUCUAUUCAGCAACCUCCCAAAUUGGAACUCAAGCAACUGCCACCACACCUGAGAUAUGCUAACCUGGGGAAAUCUUCUACACUUUCGGUUAUUAUUUCAAGUACUGUCAAAGAGGUGGAGGAAGAGAAACUACUUCAGGUGCUAAGGGAGAAUAAAAUAGCCAUUGGAUGGUCGAUUACAGAUAUCAAGGGGAUCAGCCCGUCGCUAUGUAUCAUCUAUCCAAUAUCAGAUAGUGCUUGGAUCAGUGCAGUACAAGUUAUUCCCAAGAAAGGGGGUAUCACAGUGAUAGAAAAUGAGAAAAAUGAGUUGAUUCCUACAUGGACUGUGGUUGGAUGGAGAGUUUGCAAUGAUUAUCGCAAACUAAAUGCUGCUACUCGAAAAGAUCACUUCCCACUACCGUUCAUUGAUCAAAUAAUGGAGAGACUAGCAGGGCAUUCGCUUUACUAUUUUCUGGAUGGAUAUUCCGAGUGUAAUCAGAUUCCAGUAGCACUUGAUGAUCAGGAGAAGACAACUUUCACUUGCCCCUACGAUAUGACCAAAAAAAUAAGUGCUGCUUCACAGGUAAAGCUGUAUCCGGCAGUGUUCUGGUCUUCAUUUGAUGAGUGCUUGGAGCAUUUCAGUCUCGUGCUACAGUGGUGUACGGAGACUAACUUGGUGAUCGAGAAAUUACCACCACCUACAUCCGUGAAAGGUGUUCGUAGUUUCCUCGGGCAUGCUGGUUUCUACAGAAAGUUCAUCAAGGAUUUCUCAAAGAUUACUAAACCGUUGUGCUGUCUGUUGAUGAAGGAAUCCACAUUUGAGUUCACGAAUGAGUGUCUGCUUGCUUUUAACACCUUGAAGGAGAAGUUGAUUUCAGCACUCGUGAUCAUCACACCAGAUUGGAAUCUGCCAUUUGAAUUAAUGUUCAAUGCCAGUGAUUAUGCUAUUGGGGCUGUCUUAGGGCAACGAAGAAAUAAGAUAUUUCACGUGAUUUUAUGCAAGGAUAAGAAAGGUAGUGAAAACGUAGUGGCAGGCCACUUAUCUCGACUCGAGGCCACAGAACAGACAGAAACAGUGGAAAUUAACGAAGUCUUCCCAGAUGAACAGAUUUUUGGUAUGGGGGAGGCACCCUGGCAUUUUGGUGCUUCAAAAAUAGCAGCGAAGAUCCUUCAAUCAGGUUUUUAUUGGCCUACACUAUUUAAAGGUACUUUUGAAUUCGUGAAAAGGUAUGAUCGAUGUCAAUGCACCGGUAAUAUAUCUAGGAGACAUGAAAUGCCUUUGAAUAAUAUCUUGGAGGUGGAACUAUUCGACGUCUGGGGGAUCGACUUCAUGGGUCCAUUUCCCCCAUCCUUCUCUAAUCAGUACAUAUUAGUGGCUGUGGAUUAUGUAUCGAAGUGGGUAGAGGCCAUUGCACUGCCUACCAAUGAUGGGAAGGUGGUGAUUGAGUUCCUAAAAAAAAAUAUUUUUACCCGCUUUAGAACACUGAGGGCUAUAAUCAGUGCCGGGGGCAAACAUUUCUGCAAUCGUCAGUUUGAGCAAUUGUUGGCUAAAUAUGGCGUUAAACAUCGUGUAGCCACCGUAUAUCAUCCUCAAACCAGUGAACAAGUCGAAGUGUCCAAUAGACAAUUGAAGCGAAUACUCGAAGUCACAGUCAUUGGUCGUGCAUGCAUUAUAAUUGGAUUGAAUUCUCAUCCCCUUAAUGCCCUGGGCAUUGCACACAUGGUCGGUGAGUUUGAAAUGAAUUUGGAUGAUUGGGAGUAG